Chiroxiphia lanceolata (lance-tailed manakin) is the source of this 4559-nucleotide messenger RNA. RefSeq names its product calcium release activated channel regulator 2B (gene CRACR2B). Gene Ontology annotation, molecular function: GTPase activity; GTP binding; calcium ion binding. The coding region runs from base 212 to 2380 and encodes 722 amino acids. The record is from RefSeq and is a predicted model, not a curated record. The transcript has 17 exons. Lineage: Eukaryota; Metazoa; Chordata; Aves; Passeriformes; Pipridae.
UGUUUAAAUCUGCUCUCAGCCUGUUUGCACAGCUCACUUCUGCCCAGCAAUGCAGAAUACAGAUCUGCAGAAGGAGAAAUCUAGAGCAAUUCAUGCAAAAAGGCUUUAAAAAUGUGGUGGUGUUGCUGAAGAAAAGCUGUCUGGAGGGUGGCAUCAGUAAGCUGGAAGCUCUUCUGUUUGCCCAUGCCCUGGGGGAAAAGACUUUGAGAAGAUGGAGAACCAGAGGGGAGUGCUCUUGGGAUAUGUCCGCUGGGAAGGAGAAGAGGAAGGGGAUGAGGAGGAUCAGGUGGCUCCUUGUGUUUCUCCUUCCAGCCAAACGAGUAGACUGCAAGAUGUGGAGGUGGAGAUGCUUGAGAAGGCAAGGGAGCUCUUCCAGCUGUGUGACAAGGAUGAGAAGGGUUUUAUCACUAAGGUGGACAUGCAGCGGCUCCAGAGUGAACUGCCCCUAACCCUUCAGCAGCUGGAGACUGUUUUUGACAGCUUGGAACAGAACAAUAAGGGAUACCUGACACCUGUGGAGUUCAGCAUGGGACUAGGGAAGUUAAUAGGGAUUGAAUUGUGUCAAGGGGCUGGGAGAAUGGAUCACUCCAGACACGAGGAGACCUUUGAGUCAGGCUGGUCAGAUGACUUGGACCCAGCAGAUGACGAUGAAGAGAAACGAUUCUGUUCCAUGAUGGAGCAGCUCGGAGCAGCCCAGUUGUUUGAAGAUCCACAUGAGAUUCGGGAGCUCUGGGCUCGGCUACGAAAGGAGCGUCCGGAGCUCUUAUCCAAUUUUGAAGAAUUUCUACUGCGAGUUUCAUCGUACAUAAGGGAGGUGAAUCACGAGAAGGAGUCCAUGGAACAGGCACUGAAGCGGAAGGAGUCAGACCAUGACCGAGAAGUCAGGUGCCUUUAUGAAGAAAUGGAACAACAGAUCAAAGCAGAAAGGGAGAGGCUGGUCUGCCAGGAAGCACUGAGACAUGACAGGAGUAACCUGCUCCAAAGGGAACUGCACAACAAAGAACAGGAGCUGGAGAAAAUCCUCUACCGCCAGAAGAAGCUGGAACAUCAGCUGCAGUCACUGAACUCGGAGCAGCUGGAGACCCGGGUGCAGAAUGAAAAACUCCGGCACCUGAAUGAAAACCUGCUGGAAGAGCUGGAGAAAAGCAAAUGGGAGCUGGAGGCAGUGAAGGGGCAAUUAGAGAAGCUUCAGAAAGAGGCUCAGCUUGAGCAAGAGCAGAAGGACAGGGAUGUGUUUAGAGUCUCCAAGAAUAUGCAGAAAGAGAAACAAAGCCUCCUUCGCCAGCUGGAGCUCCUCAGCAGAGAGAUGAACAAGAAACUUCGAGAUGAGCGAGAUGCUUUUGAAGCCAAGAAGCUGGUGCCUCAGAACAAAAAGCCUCUGUUGAAGAAAGGCUCAGUGCUAGGCAGUUACCUGCUGGACGACAAGCCAGUCAAACGACAACUGGCCUCUGCGGACCUUCCCUUCACCUUCCCAGCGGAUGUGGCAGUGGAAGAACCCAACAGAAAGAACUGUAAAUACUUCCCAGGCAACGAGACAUGGAUGAAGACAGGAGAAGGAGAAAGCAAAAACUUUGGAGACAGUCCUAGAGACAAGGAGAGAUGGCCCUUGGCAGCAGAUACUGAGUGGUUUAAGAUGACUUUGAAGGGUGACACUGACUGCAGAAAAAAAGCAGAUGGCUUAGAUGCUGCUCCGCUGCCUCCUAGAGCACAGCCUGUUGGCACUGAAACCAGGCUCCAGGCACUGGAACCAGCCAGCUGUUCCCCAGAUCGCAUCUUUAAAGUGGUGUUUGUAGGGAACUCUGGUGUUGGGAAGAGUUCCUUCAUCCACCGCUUCUGCUAUGACAGGUUCUUGGCUGAGCUCAAUGCAACCAUCGGUAUUGAUUACCAGGUGAAGAGUCUAAUGGUGGACAACACCCAGGUUGCCUUGCAGCUGUGGGAUACAGCUGGACAAGAAAGGUUUCGGAGCAUUACCAAGCAGUAUUUCCGGAAGGCAGAUGGGAUUCUGGUGAUGUACGACAUGACGGCCGAGUGCUCCUUCAUGGCCGUGCGGAACUGGAUGAGCAGCAUCCAGGAAGGUAUCGAGGAUGGAGCUGUGGUCUUUCUGCUUGGAAAUAAAAUGGAUGCUGUGCAGAGAGAGACACGGAAUGUGCCCAAGGUGGAGGGGGAAAGGCUGGCAAAGGUUGCUGACAGCACAAGAAGACAGGCAGAGGGAGAAUGCCCUGCAGCUGGAAGAUAUCGGCAGGAGGAAAGGGUGCUGCACAUAAGGCACAUCAAUGUGUCAGCAAGAGGCAUGUGCCAGCACUGUAUCAUGAAGCUGGGGGUUCCUUUCAAGCAAGCUGAAUCUGAUGGUAUCAGCUCUGCAGAGAUUUGGGGAAGCUGAAGCUUUUCCCCGUCUGUGAAUUUUGAGGCACUAAAUCAGGCCAAAAUGUGCAUAUUAUCUGCACUGUUCCAUUUCCCAACUCUACAUGCAGCCCUGGUCUCUGGAGGCCUCUGCUUCUUUGGGGAAAUUUGGCUGGUCUUGGCUAAUAGGACAAAGUGGGCCUUCUGUCUGGAGAGUUUGCUUCCCUGUAAAGGGAUGGUCUUAUUCCUUUUCUCUCUGGUAAAGAACUGGCCUAGCAGCAGAGAGUGGAGGACACAAUGGUUGCUGUCUUAAGUAGAAUUUUAGUGUAAGAGAUAGAGCUAGCCCAAAUUUAAGUUUCUUUAAGUAGUGAUCCGUCCAUCUCAGAGAACAGCAUCUCCUCUUGGCUCUGUGACAGUAGGGCCCAGCCGAGAUCCUGCUGUGGUGAGAACGCUUCCACCACUUCCUGUAAGAUCUGGAUAAGGCCCUGUAUUUACUCCAAAAUUAAGUGGACUUGUCAAUAUUGUAGUCAACUGAUUCCAUGUGUGAAUAUGGUAUGAACUGAUAGAAUGAGUCACCCCAGUGGCUUCCAUCUCAUUGGUACCCUAAUGGACCUUGUCACUGUCCCUCUCCUACUGUUUACUGAACACAGAGCAGUUGCCCUGGCACUCACAGGCGCUGACAUGUGUUGCUGAUUCAUAACCCAUUGCCAGAGCUGUGCUGUACAAACUAGGGGAGCCAUAUAUAGCCUGUUUUAAGGUUGAACGCUGCCUGUUUCCUCCCAUUCUCCUAUCUUUUCCUGAAGAAUAUCCGGCAACUUGGAACUGCCUUUCCCGCAGUGCUUUCAAAUGUACCUGGGCUGGAAGCACGAGGCAGCUGCUUGUGUCAAAUGCACCUUUUUCUCUUGCAGUGACCUUGUGCAAGAACCUCACUUUCCUGGUGAAGGGCCUGAGAAAGAGCUGGACUGAACCUGUUUCCAUUGGGAAGGGGCCUUCUUGUUGCUCAGGAGUGGGGCAAAGCAGAGCGAGGGGAGGGGAGGGCUGAGGUAGAAACUGGCCCCAGCCAUGUGCCUGUUGGCAGAGCUGCAGCUGUGCCUGGGCACAGAGCACCUGGUGUGCUCUGGGGUGUGAUGCUUUCUGCUUUGUAGCUCAGUUGCUCUUAAAGCCUUAUAGGACUAAGUAAGCUUUUUGGUAAUGCCCUGUUCCCUUUCAUCUUUGAGCCUGUUUAUGCAACUGACAUUUUAGGCACAAGAUGUGUUCCUGCAGCCUUGAAGCAGUCCCCCCACCUUGCAGCAUGGGAAGGCCUGUAUUUGUCCACUGUCUUUCUUCCCUUGGGAUAAGGUGGUUACUCUGAAUGUCUAUUUAUUACACAAAUUUCUUUGGGAAUAUCCCAUGCAGGAAAAGUGCUCUGAGUCACUUACAGGCCUCCAGUGUUACAAAGAAUUUCCAUGGUUCCUCCUGGUGCCCUUUACUCCAGAUAGGAAAGGAAGUUUUUCUGUGCAAGAGUACGAUAUCUGAGUAAAACGAAUACCCAAAAGUAAUAAACUCCUGCUCAGUCCUUACUGUUGGCUGGCUGUGGCUCACAUUGUGUUUAACUGCAGUAAUGCCUUCCAGAAACUAGGAAGCAGAAAGCUAGAAAAGGUCCAGAACCAGGGUAGCUAGUGUGGAGCCUAGAGUAACACCAGCAGUGCUGCCAGUGGGACUCCUUGUGUUUGCAAGAAGCAAUGUGUGGGAAGGGAAAUCAUCUCUGUUUUCAGAAAACAGCUCUAAUCUGGACACAGAUGUGACUUUCUAACCAGUGUGGGCGUGAAGGAGCACAGGCAUUAUCACCUGUUGAACAGGUCGAACCCACCAUCUGCCUUAGGGGAGCUCCAGGUGCCAGUUAACAUGGAGUGGCUGGCCAAGAAUUGGUGUCUUCGGUCGUGGCACAUCCAUAAUGCUAACAGUUACUUACCUGCAGCAGCAGGAUUUGGGAAGCUGCUGCAGAAGGAAGAGAGCAGUAGCUAAUGUUCUGAACCUGCGCCUCCUACACUCUGUACAGAGCACAUCAAAGACAAAGGCAUGAAAUUACAGCUGACACACAAAUACAAGCAGUCUGUGUAGUACCUUGAUCAGUGCUGUCAUAUUGCAAUGGCAAGAACUACCAGGUUCUUUUGAUGUACAACCUUAAGCAUGUUUUCUUAGUGUGCAAACAGUACAGAUAAUAAAGAAAUGCUGUCUUA